CAAGCUUCCCCUCAGUACAAAAGGUGGGUGGUGUUCUGGCUGUGACCCGAUUGGCUUCCUGUAGAAUUGAGUGGUGGAACAGCCACAAACAUACCACUGAAAUGCCAGAAAUUCGUUCCAAUGACAGCGGUAGACAUAUUAGACUUUUUCUCUGGAAUGGCUUAUUACUUGGAAACCACAAGACAAUCGUGCUUUUGGAAGAGAGAUGACUCCUUGUCGGAUUGAUUUCCCUUCGGGUUUGCAUUUCCAGGUAUGGAUCUUCGGUGACGUGUGGUGCCGCGUGUGGCUGGCCGUCGACGUCUGGAUGUGCACCGCGUCGAUACUGAACCUGUGCGCGAUUUCGCUCGACCGCUACGUGGCCGUCACCCGUCCCGUCACCUACCCGAGCAUCAUGUCCACCGGGCGGGCCAAGUCGCUCAUCGCCGGGCUGUGGGUGUUGUCCUUUGUGAUCUGCUUCCCGCCGCUGGUCGGGUGGAAGGAGCAGAAAGUGAAAGAGAACCUAUUAUUACCGUAUGGAAAUCACACGCUGGCGUCAGUGUCACCGUCGCCAGUCACUUCCACCUCAUCGUAUUCAUCAUCGUCGUCGCCAUCAUUGUCGAUAUCAUCUUCGUCGUCGUCGUCUUCGCCGCCAUCAUCCGGGUCCGUGUCGUCGGCCUUCAGUAGCACCAUCACAACAACCAUCACCUCUUCGUCCUCCUCAUUCGCCGCCGGCGCCGACUGGGAUGGGCUGGGGAUGGGCGACGCGGCCCCCACCCCCAAUCCUCCCUGCCCGUGGACCUGCGAGCUGACAAACGACGCCGGUUACGUCGUCUACUCGGCGCUGGGGUCCUUCUACAUCCCCAUGUUCGUGAUGUUGUUCUUCUACUGGCGCAUCUACCGGGCCGCCGAGCGGACCACACGUGCCAUCAAUCAGGGAUUUAGGACCACCAAAGGUGGCAAAAAGAACAACAACUUCGACGACAGUCUGACGCUCCGGAUGCACCGCGGCAAAGGCGUCGGAGCCCUGAUGGCGUCCACCAUGCGCACGCACAACAUGCUCAUCGAAGGUUCGGCCGUACGGCCCACCAGCGUUAACAGCGCGUCCUCCACCGCCAACGCAAACCCCCAGAUCUCGAUAUCCUGCCCCAGUGGGAACACGUCCCAUCUGACCAGUCCCACCGUAUCGCUGGGGUCAUCGCUCCAGAUCAACCUGCCGUCGCAACACAACGGAGGCAGCAGUAGUGGCGGUAGCGGUGGCGGUUCCGGUUCCGUACGGUACCCUCCCAGCCGGCCCAACUCGCGGCGGAAAUCCGUCUUCAAGGAAGCCCCGGCCGGAAUCUCCCGGGACCUGUCGCCCAACUCGUCCAAGAAACUUGGCAAAAAGCACCUCAAAGUGCAGGUCAAGCGGUUUCGCAUGGAAACCAAAGCGGCCAAAACCCUUGCCAUAAUAGUAGGCGGCUUCAUCAUCUGCUGGCUGCCCUUUUUCACCAUGUACCUCAUCAGGGCCUUCUGCGAUGACUGCAUCAACGACACCCUGUUCUCGAUCCUCUUCUGGCUCGGGUACUGCAACUCGGCCGUCAACCCCUUCAUCUACGCUCUCUUCUCGCGUGACUUCCGGCAGGCCUUCAAACGGAUCAUCAUGCGGUGCUUCUGCUGGAAGCGCUUCAAGAUCAACCUCCUGAAGAAGUCCUCCACCACGCAGCAUACCAACAAUCACAGCUACAGCCCGUCGGCCUUCACUCCGCUGGCGUCCACGCCCCGGACCGAACUGGACAACACCGUGUUCAGAUGACGAUCCUUCAGCUCGCUGGAACCACCGACGCCACCGUACGGCUCCGCGAAGAAGUCCACGUCGCCGUCCGGAGCCGGGCCGGGCCUGUUUCGGUCCACUUCGGUGCGGGCACCACCAAGGGCAACGACGGAGACCCACCUGGCACGUCGUCCGACCGUGAUCGAGUACCAGCUGGGGGCGGGCGGUGGAGGAACAGCUCGGACGCAACGGGUCAUCGCCGAGGAGGAUCAGACGAUCGAGCAGGAUGACGAGCCUUCGUCGGUGGGGACCUUGGAUAGAAGCGGGAAAACGAUAACGAGCUUGUAAGGGUGGGUUGGGGCGGUAGACCAGGGGUGGUUGUUUAUAUUACUAGGGGUGACGAACAGGUUUUAGAGGGGGUCGAUGUGAGAAAUGAUGGAAAGGGAUUCUUCGAUGAAAGGUAAGUGAAAUCGUUGAGUCUACGCUUGUUUUACGGGACACUUCUUGAAAGCUGAAUGACACAAAGAGCGUUCGAUUUCUGUGAUGACACUAGAUUCCUUCACUGGAAACAUCCCAUAAAAAAUGGCUUAUUCCGUCUGUUCAGAACUGCUGGCAAUGGUAUCAACAAAUGGCUUUCGAGCUUCCAUGCGCAAUGUGCUGAUGUUAGCGUAGCGUAUACUUCGCAAUCCACUGUUUCGGACUUUGCUAGUAUUUCAGUCGAUUUCCAAUGGGAGAGCUUCUUCCUAGUCUGUCAAACAUCCAAUUGACGUGAUCUUUUGUUCGAAGACGGCUGAACUGACUUGGUGACCUUGAUGAACCCUUUAUUGCUGUGCUUGCUCUGAGGAGAUAGCGUUGUGCAGCACUCCUCACGAAAAUGCCAUGAGCUAGGCUUUAAUGAGGCCGAUGAUUGUCUGGUGAACACCCUUGCCACCUGAUUGGCUCCACUUGUUCGUUCCUGAUCUCCAGAUCUCAAGGUCUUCUUGGAGAGUGCAGAUCUCUAGCACUAGUUUUACAGGGUUGUUUUUCGGUAUUCUCACAACGUACCCUGGCCCAACAUAUUCUUCAAGCUUACGCCACUACCCGGGUGCAUGGUACGCCGUAGAGUUCAGAGAGCCCGUGAUUUAUUCUUUGCCGUCACACACCGUUCUUCUGUACACCGUUAAAGAUGGUCCUAAGCACUUGACGCUCGAACACUUCGAGUGCUUGUAUGUGCUCCUGGAGCAUAGUCCAAGUCUAGUGUCGGUAGAGAAUCACCAAUCUUGUCAGCGUCUUUAGGUGCAUUUGGUGUGGGGGUGAGUCUGUUCAACCCAAGGUUCAACCAUAGGUUCUUGUGGAACAGGUGGAAUCCACAGCAGGCCCAACUUCCACUAAUGAUGCGCCUUCGUAUUUCACGGCUAUAGUUGUUGUCUGCCAUUAAUGUGGUUCUGAGGGAGACGAAGUCCUCCAGCACCUCUAAAGUGUCCCGUCUAUCAUACACCUUGCCCUGUCGUUCGUGGUUCCUCCGGCUUAGGGACACACCGUCAAAAGACAAAACGGCGAAUGCCAAAACGUCGAAAGGUAUAAAUCGUUUGUACUUUCGACGUUUUGUCGUUCGGUGUUUUGUCUUUCGAUGUUUUGUCACUCAUUCGGUUCUUCCUGCUUAUCAUCAG
This is a messenger RNA of Aedes albopictus (Asian tiger mosquito), 3378 nucleotides long. Its product is annotated as octopamine receptor Oamb-like. Gene Ontology annotation, biological process: cell-cell signaling; positive regulation of cytosolic calcium ion concentration; phospholipase C-activating G protein-coupled receptor signaling pathway. Gene Ontology annotation, molecular function: G protein-coupled acetylcholine receptor activity; alpha1-adrenergic receptor activity. The transcript is spliced from 4 exons. The record is from RefSeq and is a predicted model, not a curated record. NCBI's taxonomy places the organism in Eukaryota, Metazoa, Arthropoda, Insecta, Diptera, Culicidae. Bases 206 to 1771 code for a protein of 521 amino acids. Gene Ontology annotation, cellular component: plasma membrane.